Messenger RNA from Dissoconium aciculare CBS 342.82, 509 nucleotides. RefSeq lists its product as uncharacterized. NCBI's taxonomy places the organism in Eukaryota, Fungi, Ascomycota, Dothideomycetes, Mycosphaerellales, Dissoconiaceae. The record is from RefSeq and is a predicted model, not a curated record. Bases 65 to 250 code for a protein of 61 amino acids. The transcript is spliced from 2 exons.
GAAAUACUUCGGGAUCACCUAUUGCCGAUACACCACUCUCAGCAGAUUAUCUGGAAGGAAGUCGAUGUGCAACUAUCCAGGAACGAUAAUAGCAGUCGCUGAGAGCAAUCUCCGUGAUAAACGAGAAUGCUAUCUCAACCAUCUCAAAGCAAGAGGCUGGACAUGCUGUCAAUGUGGAGAAGACCGCAACAGAAUGGACGGUUGCGUAUGUCCUCCAGAGGGUCACCGAAUGGGCGAUUGUGAACACUAGGUCUGCACUCGAUGCCGAUACUCAUAGAACCAAAUCUACCAACUUAUAGAGAAGAUCUCCCAUUCACCAAGUUGUCUAGCAGAUGAGAUAGACAAAGUAGCACCUGUGGUUUCGUGGCUACUUCGAGUAUAUGGCGCAAAUGGUACCGCAUCGCACGACGUCUUGUCAAGACUCUCGUUCCUCACGAGGAAAGUCCUCUCGACAGCGAGAAAGUUUUGAGUCAACAAAAUCUACAAACAGUACUUAUCUAUCGACGAAU